AUGGAUGAGUCAGAGUUUGUCGUAGUAAAUGAGGAUAAUAAGGAAUCCACAGGACUCGAUAACCUGGCAGAAGUUGUGCAGGCAUAUGGAGCUGCACGCGAUUCUCUUCUUAAAAGCGUUACUCUCUUGCAUGAUACAUUAAAUUUAAACAUGGAACUUGCUCUGAAGAAUACUCCACCUGAUUUUGAAUCGAACUCGGAUGAUCUUAUGCGACGUAUAUUAGGAUCGUUGCAUACGUCUUCGGAGGGUGUUCUACGUAACCAUGUGAAAAGUCUCUGUUCAAAAUUGGUUGCUGUAAAGAAGGAAUAUGAGGAUUUGUCCAACAAAUAUGAGGCCCUAAAUGUUCAAGCCUCAUCUGGGUCUUCGGUUAGUUCUGCUUUUUUAUCGGUGGUGUCGUUCUUGAUUGCUUCUUGCUUGAAUUGCGAAUUUCGAAUUGAUCACUAUUGGAUUUCUUGA
This is a messenger RNA of Hydatigera taeniaeformis, 456 nucleotides long. The record is from the annotation of a GenBank genome assembly. Lineage: Eukaryota; Metazoa; Platyhelminthes; Cestoda; Cyclophyllidea; Taeniidae.